UCGACAGGGUGACCUGUGCACACAUGAUUUAAAGUAAACAUUCGGCGAGUUUUUUAAUAACCUGAAGAUGUCGUUGGAAAUCCUGAAGCAAGGAGCCGAGGGGCGGCUCUAUCUCGGCAAUUACAAAGGGGAAUCCUGCCUGAUUAAGGAGCGGUUCGUGAAGAAGUACCGUCACCCGGAUCUGGACACGCAGAUCACGCGGCAGCGCAUGAAGGCCGAAGCUAAGGCAGCUGGUCGGUGCCUGGCAGCCGGCAUCCUGGCUCCCCGGAUCCUCCACUCGGAUUUGAAUACCCACAAACUGUAUAUGGAAUACUUUGAGAAAGCCCAGACGGCCAAGCAAUUCAUUCAGGAAACGGUGGCUGGAAAGACGGAGGAUCUGGCGAAGCAAACUCUAGAGGAUCUAUGCACUAGGAUUGGUGGAAUCAUUGGCAAGAUGCACUCGAACCACAUUAUUCACGGAGACUUGACCACGUCGAAUAUACUCAUUAAUCCGAAGGACGGCGACUACGACGUUGUCUUCAUUGAUUUCGGGCUGAGCCACUACAACCAGGCAACCGAGGACAAGGGUGUGGAUCUGUAUGUUCUGGAACGGGCUCUGCUCAGCACGCACAGUGAGCAACCCUACCUUUUCGAGAGCAUUCUGUCAUCCUACCGCAAGGAGUGCGGCAAGGACGAGGAGGCUGUUUUAGCCAAGUUUGAGGAGGUCAGGGCGAGAGGACGCAAACGCACCAUGAUUGGUUAACGAAAAUAAACUUUAAUGGCUUUAAAACUUUAAAA
Messenger RNA from Drosophila bipectinata, 777 nucleotides. It is a transcript of the gene Tcs5, whose product is annotated as TP53 regulating kinase. The record is from RefSeq and is a predicted model, not a curated record. Gene Ontology annotation, cellular component: EKC/KEOPS complex; cytosol; nucleus. Gene Ontology annotation, biological process: protein phosphorylation. Lineage: Eukaryota; Metazoa; Arthropoda; Insecta; Diptera; Drosophilidae. Gene Ontology annotation, molecular function: protein serine/threonine kinase activity; ATP binding.